This is a messenger RNA of Pseudovirgaria hyperparasitica, 1190 nucleotides long. RefSeq lists its product as uncharacterized. NCBI's taxonomy places the organism in Eukaryota, Fungi, Ascomycota, Dothideomycetes, Acrospermales, Acrospermaceae. The transcript has 2 exons. The coding region runs from base 352 to 1020 and encodes 222 amino acids. The record is from RefSeq and is a predicted model, not a curated record.
CUUCUUCUCAACAAGAGAAGCCAUCGUGCGCAAAUGUGAGACUGUCGAAAGCCCUGGAAAGUGUAGCAACGGCAGAGCAAACCUCAAUGGUCGAUGUUGUGGGAUUCGAUGCGCCGUGGACAGCGGCAGAACAUUCGAGGCACCGUGACUCAAACUGGAGCUGCUCCUCCACCGCAAACCCCGUCCAAGCAUUCACCUCUUAGCGCGCCAGUGUUCUGCUCAAUCAAAGCUGUCUAAGGCGUUUGCGGUAUUGAUAACAAAGCCCAAUACGAACAAGUGGUCAAUCAGAAGUUCUUUGCUCGAUAAUCAGGUUCUGCGGUCAAGCGUGCGAGGUGGGAUGGGACAAAGGUGAUGGCAACCUCUCGCGCCGAGGACUCCAGCAAUCGCAACGCAACGCGCCCAGCAACGCACGGCAUCAAACGAUCUGCGGCAGAUCCUCUCGAAAACGACCAGCGACUAGCAAAGCGCUUCGAUCUUCUAAACAUAGACCAUCAUGGGAAGCGAUAUAUCCCCAUCGCCGCAUACGGACAACAAGAACGACAUCCUGAAAAUGCGCAACAGUCGGAACCACGAGCGGACGCAAACUCCAGCACAGAAUACAUGCAGGUAGAAGACACGCCGCACAAAGUUUACGUCUAUGACUUGGACAAGGAGCUUGCAGAUCUCGAAUCGGAUGACGAGACUCCCAUCUUCCUUCCCGAUAUCGAGAAACACCUGAUCAAGAUACCCAAGCAUGUUCUUCGCGACGAGAAAGAGCUAUUGCCUACCAGGACAAACCAACUAGUUCUAUACAAUGUCCCAUCUUCGCUGACCGUGCAGGAGGAGGAACAAGACAAAGUAAAAAAGGCUAUUGCUGAAGCAAGAGCUAGAGUGAAGGAUUGGCCAGCCACUCAGCCGAACAAGUUUACCGACUACAACAUGACCGUCGGCAGCCAUUUAGCAAGGGACCCCCCGAGUAAACCUACAGGAUGGCAAACAGCCGAAUGUGACUCCGAGGCCAUGGAUAUCGAAGAGCUGUAGCGGGGAUACCGAUAUGUAGUCUAUAUUUAUGAAGUUAUUGCAUAUCUACCAUAUUUCAGUCUAGCCAAAUGUAGAUAUUCGCAGUUGUACUUUGCAGAAACUGUGUCGCAUGUGAAGUUGCUGCCGAAACAGAAAACAGUAUGCCUCCUUCAAUGAUAAAUAUAUCGAAG